Molecule: messenger RNA, 504 nt
Organism: Strongylus vulgaris
Lineage: Eukaryota; Metazoa; Nematoda; Chromadorea; Rhabditida; Strongylidae
Source: the annotation of a GenBank genome assembly
AUGCCUCGAACAAGGAACUUGAGAGGAAUUUCAAAAGCCACCAAGGACCUGGUAAAGAGGAGGAAAGCACUGAUGCUAGAUCUGACUGUAUCACAUCUCGAACGACCGGUAGCAAUAGCACUUGCAGAACAUUUGCAAGAAGACCUUCGGAAGUACAGGCAAUCGAAAGUUUUGGAAGCAGUACAAGGAAGGAGAAGUUUAAAGAAGUACCGCAGGGACCUCCUUGUCUACCGUGUCCCGCUGACAAUAAUAAUAAACGAAGACGGGACUCGCACAUCUUCUCAACAAAAAUUGGAAAUUGAUCACGAAAAGAAUCAGUACCAAUCUCUUCCGCUCAUCAACACCCAUGUCACACUCCACCAUGAAGGCAGCCACGUUCCGGGAUUGGAACACAUUUUGGCCGACCUCUUACGAGCUGAAGGACAUCGUCUACAUGAGAUACUUGCGGAACAUCCAACGUCUUAUCUUCAAAAGGAAAGGAUCCUCAACCAGCGAACACCAUAA